Rana temporaria (common frog) is the source of this 298-nucleotide messenger RNA. RefSeq names its product ubiquitin-like protein 5. NCBI's taxonomy places the organism in Eukaryota, Metazoa, Chordata, Amphibia, Anura, Ranidae. Gene Ontology annotation, molecular function: protein tag activity. Gene Ontology annotation, biological process: mRNA splicing, via spliceosome; protein modification process. Bases 62 to 283 code for a protein of 73 amino acids. The record is from RefSeq and is a predicted model, not a curated record. Gene Ontology annotation, cellular component: nucleus; cytoplasm. The transcript has a single exon.
GUCGUACUGCCUGGUGAAGGGAUCAUCUGCUUGGUGUUUUUGGUGGAGGACCGGUCACACCAUGAUUGAGGUGGUGUGUAAUGACCGUUUGGGAAAGAAAGUCCAGGUAAAAUGCAACUCAGAAGACACCAUCAAGGAUCUGAAGAAACUCACUGCAGCUCAGACAGGCACACGGUGGGACAAAAUAGUGCUAAAGAAAUGGCACUUGAUAUUUAAGGACCACGUGACACUCAGUGACUAUGAAAUCCACAAUAGAAUGAACCUGGAAUUAUACUACCAGUAACUCUGGCACCUUGCC